CAUCAAGAGCUUCUUUUCGAGUAUCUAAAAAUGCUAAAAGUGCUUUAGUGGCACUUGUUUCCCACUUUAUUGCUGGUGAACGAACAGAUUGCGAAGAGUUGGAACCAUUGGCAGCCAUUAUUAAUGAUUUAAUAUAUUUGUCGCGUAUUAAAGUUAAAUUUGUCACGUAUUAA
This is a messenger RNA of Ambispora leptoticha, 173 nucleotides long. The record is from the annotation of a GenBank genome assembly. NCBI's taxonomy places the organism in Eukaryota, Fungi, Glomeromycota, Glomeromycetes, Archaeosporales, Ambisporaceae.